UGACCUAGGCCUCUAGCCACAGCAGCCUCACCACUCAUUUCCCCUGGAACUGAGGUGGCAUACCUGGGCUCUCCAAAGAGGGAGGUGAUGCAGGGAGGGGAAAUCCCACCUGCUCUGAGUCACCUGCUAGUGCAAAGGGCGGGCCUUACAGUGCAGGGACCUUAAAAAGAGACUGCGAGACAAAAAGGAAGAAAGCAGGAAGCCACUUAGAAGUCAGACUUCAGAGUUAGACUCAGAGCAAAAGGAGGUUGAUAGAGGGUCUAGUGCAGAGCACAGAGCCAGCCAGAUCUGAGAAGCAGGCAACAAGAUGCUGGAUUGCAGAGCAAUAAUACUCCUGUGGCUGUUGCCCUGGGCCACUCAGGGGCUGGCUGUGCCUAGGAGUAGCAGUCCUGACUGGGCUCAGUGCCAGCAGCUCUCCCGGAAUCUCUGCACACUAGCCUGGAGUGCACACACACCAGUGGGACAAAUGGAUCUACUAAGAGAAGAAGGGGAAGAAGAGACUAAAAGUGACGUGCCCCGUAUCCAGUGUGGUGAUGGUUGUGAUCCCCAAGGUCUCAAGGACAACAGCCAGUUCUGUUUGCAAAGGAUCCGCCAAGGUCUGGUGUUUUAUAAGCACCUGCUGGACUCGGACAUCUUCACAGGGGAGCCUUCUCUACUCCCGGAUAGCCCUGUGGACCAGCUUCAUACCUCCCUACUGGGCCUCAGCCAGCUCCUCCAGCCAGAGGAUCACCACUGGGAGACUCAACAGAUGCCUCGCCUGAGUCCCAGCCAGCAGUGGCAGCGUUCUCUUCUCCGUUCCAAGAUCCUUCGCAGCCUCCAAGCCUUUCUGGCCAUAGCUGCCCGGGUCUUUGCCCACGGAGCAGCAACUCUGACUGAGCCCUUAGUGCCAACGGCUUAAGGAUAGUGCCCAGGUUCCCAUGGCUACAGUGAUAAAACUAAUCCAUCAAUGCAGACAUCUGCAAGCUAAUUAACCCAUCAGGACUUUUGCUGUUCUUGUUUUGUAUGUUUUGUGUGAAGGGCAAGGACACCAUUAUUAAAGAGAAAAGCAACAAACCCCAGACGGCAGCUCACUAGAGGGAGGAGAUGGAGAAGAGGAAUCAAGUCAAGCCCUUGGCCUUGGAAGCUGGCAGACAGCUGCAUGGCAGAAGGGGAAGGGGGUGGAGACAUCGGAGAAACUGUGAGAAGCCUGGAGCAUCAGGAAAAGUGAGCCUAGGCUUUGGCCAGAAUCUGUAAGUAAAACAAGAAAAAGGGAAUGUUAUACUUUUCUGAGUGAUUCGGGGAAAUGUGAAGACUCACAGUGCUCCAGACGGAAGCUCUGUAACUGCCUGCUUAGUCCUUCAGUUCUAACAGAACCCAGCACUAAGAACUAACAGAACUACCAACAUGGACUGACUCGCGAUACCGACCUGUGACAAAGCUGCGUAUUUAUUAAGUGGGAAGGGAAAUUUUGGUAUUAUUUAUCCUUGUAACAGUUUAGAGGAUUGUUAUUUAUUAUAUUUAUGAGGAAUUAUGUAUUUUUUUAAUAAAGAUUUAUUUAUGUG
Rattus norvegicus (Norway rat) is the source of this 1541-nucleotide messenger RNA. RefSeq names its product interleukin 23 subunit alpha (gene Il23a). Bases 308 to 898 code for a protein of 196 amino acids. Gene Ontology annotation, biological process: positive regulation of defense response to virus by host; positive regulation of activated T cell proliferation; positive regulation of interleukin-17 production. The transcript has 4 exons. Gene Ontology annotation, molecular function: cytokine activity; interleukin-23 receptor binding. The record is from RefSeq and is marked provisional. NCBI's taxonomy places the organism in Eukaryota, Metazoa, Chordata, Mammalia, Rodentia, Muridae. Gene Ontology annotation, cellular component: extracellular region; interleukin-23 complex.